AUGUACAGAGAUCUUCGUGAGCUAGUUAAGAUUCUGUUGUGGAAAUGGGAGAGAGUAACCAUGGACUUCGUUAGUGGGUUACCCCUAACAGCUUCUAAAAAGGACGCGCGUGUCAGACCGGUUGCCUACCAGCUUGAGUUGCCUUCAAAGUUAGACCAGAUUGAUAAUGUGCUUCACUUCUCUAUGCUGAAGCGAUAUCGCUCUGAUCCUGCACACAUUAUCCCGACUGAGGAAAUUGAGGUUAGGCUAGAUCUAACCUUUGAGGAAGUACUAGUGCAAAUUAUAGAUCGUGAUGUGAAGGUUUUUAGGAGAAAGACGGUUCCACUGGUUAAGAUACUAUGGUGUAAUCACAGUUUUGAAGAAGCCACGUGGGAACCCGAGGAGGUGAUGCGGCAACAAUACCCUCAUCUAUUCUGA
Gossypium arboreum is the source of this 417-nucleotide messenger RNA. RefSeq lists its product as uncharacterized. Lineage: Eukaryota; Viridiplantae; Streptophyta; Magnoliopsida; Malvales; Malvaceae. The record is from RefSeq and is a predicted model, not a curated record. Bases 1 to 417 code for a protein of 138 amino acids. The transcript has 3 exons.